Molecule: messenger RNA, 972 nt
Organism: Pochonia chlamydosporia 170
Lineage: Eukaryota; Fungi; Ascomycota; Sordariomycetes; Hypocreales; Clavicipitaceae
Product: short chain dehydrogenase protein
Exons: 1
Coding region: 1-972 (323 amino acids)
Cellular component (GO): endoplasmic reticulum
Molecular function (GO): oxidoreductase activity
Source: RefSeq, a predicted model, not a curated record
AUGGAAUCCACGAUUAAAAUCGCCCUCAUAGCCCUGGGCACAAUCACAAUCAUAUCAACGGCCUGGUCACUCAUCUCCUUCCUUUACAUCUACAUCCGCCCAUCCAGACUGCCACGCUACCUCAAAACCGCCAACAACGCCACGCCAUGGGCCGUAGUAACCGGCGCAAGUAACGGCAUCGGCAAAGCAUUCGCAUACGACCUCGCCUCCAGGGGAUGCAAUAUCGUGCUUCACGGUCGGAAUGCCGCCAAACUGGACAAAAUCGCCAGCGACCUACAACGUCUGCAUCCAGGUCGAGAGUUCCGUACCCUUCUCGCAGAUGCGUCGCUCAGCCCUUCGCAAACUCUGGCGACCGUGGAAGAAACUCUAUCUGACAUAAAUGUCAAGAUACUCGUCAACAAUGUCGGUGCCACUAUGCCGUUUGGUCACGAAUUCGACACUCUCGAGGCAUUCACCUUGUCUGAACUGGAGGCCAAUGUUUCCACUAACGCGACCUUCCCUUUGCUCUUUACCCGCGCUUUGAUGCCUAACCUGAUUGCCAAUCAGCCCAGUCUCAUUCUGAACAUAGGCUCCAUUGCAGAUAUAGCGAUGCCCUUGUUCCCAGCUUACGGCCCUUCAAAGGCGUUUCUAAUGUGUAGCACGGCUGAACUCGCACUGGAGCAAGUAUACAAAGGCCGAGAUAUAGAGGUCUUGGGCCUGAGGGUCAUGCAAGUCACUGAGACGGGGACAAUCAAGGUUCCUACGAGUUACUUUGUCCCUGAUCCGAAGACAUGGGUGCGUUCGGCGUUGGAUAGAGUAGGCUGUGGGAGGAGAGUUAUCGUCCCGUAUCUGCCGCAUGCGUUGCAAACAGCCAUGUUGGAGUGCGUGCCGGCCUUUAUGGAGGCGAGCGUCAAGAUUGCUGGCGUGAAGAAGAACCUGGAACUGGAUCCGACGGGGUCGAGAGGUGUGAUGCAGAAGGAUAAGGAGUUGUAG